Hevea brasiliensis (rubber tree) is the source of this 393-nucleotide messenger RNA. RefSeq lists its product as uncharacterized. The record is from RefSeq and is a predicted model, not a curated record. Gene Ontology annotation, molecular function: DNA binding. Lineage: Eukaryota; Viridiplantae; Streptophyta; Magnoliopsida; Malpighiales; Euphorbiaceae. The coding region runs from base 1 to 393 and encodes 130 amino acids. The transcript has a single exon.
AUGGAUGAAAAAUUCUUUAAGAUAGUGUUUAGCAAGGAGCUCACGGCAACAGAUCUUGAGCAUCAGUUGAUUGUUCCAAGCGAAGUCCUCGAGAAAUAUCCAAUUCUUCGUCAAAAUGAGUUUGUGAUCAUUUCAUUCGAUCAGAAUGAAAAGCAAUGGGAAUUUCCCCUAGCCACCCGCAAGACUGGUAAAUAUGCCAAGCCAACAAUGCCUGCAGGCUCGUGGCAUCCAUUCGUACAAGAGUUUGGCCUUCGUGCUGGUGACGCGGUGGUCUUCUACAUAAGCAAAUGCGAUGAAGCUGGUAAGAUACAAGUUCGAGGCAUGAGACAAACUAUCUCACUUAUGGGUACUAAGGUUUGGAAUGAGGUGGAAAAGGUUGACAACCAGGCUUGA